Cloeon dipterum is the source of this 588-nucleotide messenger RNA. RefSeq names its product putative defense protein 3. The record is from RefSeq and is a predicted model, not a curated record. The transcript is spliced from 4 exons. Gene Ontology annotation, cellular component: membrane. Bases 67 to 534 code for a protein of 155 amino acids. Lineage: Eukaryota; Metazoa; Arthropoda; Insecta; Ephemeroptera; Baetidae.
GAUUCAUCCCCCAGUCAAGAAUAUAAAUAACUCGUGAAGGAUAAAAUCAUGUGAGUCCUGGGCAAGAUGUUGAAGACCGCUGUAUUUUUCACCAUCCUGGCCUUCGGAGCCUACGCUUUCCCUAACGGCUCUCCGACCACGUCAUGCGAAACUAUGGUACCACAGCAUUCGGCCGAUCCUCAACCACUCCCCGACUCUCCGUACACUGUAACCGCCACCGCCAUCGACGCAGAUCGCUUCGAAGUGACCAUAGGUUCCACAGUUGGAGCGCCUUUUAGAGGUUUCCUCAUCCAGGCCCGUUCUGCCUUUAACAACACGGCUGUGGGCUCAUUCGAAGCUGCUGAAAACGCGAAGAGUAUUAGAUGCUUCUCAAAUGUCGAUUCUGCCUCGACCAACCUUGAUGGUUCCGACAAAAGUUCCGUGACUGUGAUUUGGAAUGCACCUGAAUCGGGAGAAGAAGUUCAGUUUCUAGCUACCGUUGUUCAAACAUCAACCAUCUUCUGGGUAAGAAUUCCAGCCACUGUUGCAAACUGAUGAUGUUAUAUUCCUUCAGUAUGAAAAUAAAUUUGAGAUACUGAUUAUGAAUAA